Messenger RNA from Peniophora sp. CBMAI 1063, 324 nucleotides. Lineage: Eukaryota; Fungi; Basidiomycota; Agaricomycetes; Russulales; Peniophoraceae. The record is from the annotation of a GenBank genome assembly.
AUGAAUGUCGAGAGCAACGACGCAGAACCCGAGGACGCGCCACGCGACAGGAUUGCAGGGCGCUCGGGCGACGCCGAAGGCGCGUCUAUCAACAGGCGCUCCGGUAAUCCCGAGGGCGCGCCUAUCAACGAGCGUUCCGAUGAGCCCGAGGGCGCGCCUAUCAACGAGCGCUCCGAUGAGCCCGAGGGCGCGCCUAUCGACGAGCGCUCCGAUGAGCCCGAGGGCGCGCCUAUCAACGAGCGCCCGGAUAACUCCGCACGUGUAUCUGUCGCCCCCACCCAGCCAACACCGUGCCCAUGCCCAACACCGUGCCCAUGGGCCUGA